UCACUGGUGUUCCAUUUUUUUUACAGAAUCCAGUUUGAUUGUGAUUCUUGUGCAUUAAUCUUGAUGAGUGCUGCAGCAAUGAGAGGAACACUCUUUUUAAUUUUACAAAUUGCAACUUGGACUGUUGUUGGGCUGAUUUUACUUCCAUAUGCUUCCUCUUUGUUGAGCUUCAUGAUGGAGCACAUUGGGUUCCAAAGCAAUAGCGUGGCGCCAUCUAGCUUUGACUAUUUGUCAGACUACCAAAGAUCUAGUAACAUUUUGAAUUCCAGAAGGGAAUUUGGUCGAAAUCACAUGAGGUGGGUGUUGGAGAGACAGAUGACGCUUGUGCUCAGCAAUUCAGUAUGGGUGGGCAAGGGCAACAGGACCAGGACCAGAACUCUCAUGAGAAGUGAAUUGAAUUCAACGAAUCUGGAGAAGCUGGAACAGCUGGAGAACCUCAUCACCUACUCUGCAAGCUAUGAACUCAAACCUGAUGAAGAAGCUGUUCUUUAUGGAGAAGAACCAGUUGCCCAAGAUGAUCCCAGUACAACUUUCCAUGGCAAGACAUUCAUUGAUGUGGGUGUGCAUCAUAAUGAGUGUUGGGAGGAUGUUUUCAAGUCUGAACCAAUGGUGAACUGGACUGGGCUUGUGAUUGAGAUGGACCCUCAGCAAAUUGAUUACACUCUGUUGACAAGACUGAUGCCAUUUUGUGCUUCUAACUCAAACAUUUCCUACAUUGGCAUUACGAAAGAUUUCAUUUUUGAGGAUAAUACAACCCAUCAGCAGAAUUCCAAUGCAUCUGAAUUAGGUCAUUCAAGCUACACAUUGUUUGGGGAAUUAACAUUGUUGCCCUUGCAUUUACUGAAUGACUCCUUGAGUGAAGGAAUGCGUCGCAGAAAUUUCACAAGAGUGAUUUUCAAACCCAUUCCUUGUUUCCCCUUGUACUCCAUCAUGUUGGCAGGGGAAGUGACUGAGCCAGAUUAUUUGGCAAUUGGCACAGGGUCAUAUUCUGGGGAUAUUGCAGAGUCUUUGCCUUGGAGUGACACCAAGUUGAGGCCAAAGGUUGUGCGACUUGCGGAUAUGGGAGCUGAAAAUUCGACACUGCAUUUUCUCAAGGGCUUUGGAUAUGAACUGGAUGAGGAAAUUUCUAGAUUUGAACCCAAAGAUGGGGUUCCUCGAGAUUUUGUUUUCUUUCAUAAGGGAUGAUCCUAAAUGAGGCUUUAUUUGCUGUGAAUUUCACUGAGAAAUUUGGACAUGCACAGCAACUCAGCAAGGCAUAAUAAUUCUGAGAAUGAAGUGUGACUUUUUUCAAA
Notodromas monacha is the source of this 1292-nucleotide messenger RNA. NCBI's taxonomy places the organism in Eukaryota, Metazoa, Arthropoda, Ostracoda, Podocopida, Cyprididae. The record is from the annotation of a GenBank genome assembly.